Molecule: messenger RNA, 321 nt
Organism: Protopolystoma xenopodis
Lineage: Eukaryota; Metazoa; Platyhelminthes; Monogenea; Polystomatidea; Polystomatidae
Source: the annotation of a GenBank genome assembly
AUGUACGAGGCCAGCAGUCGUCUAUUGGGUGCACCUCAUUCCAGGACUGUGAAGUUGCCCAAAUACUGUCAACGUCUUUGUGCUGGUAAAGUCCACAGUUUGGUGCAAAUUAUGUGCGCCGAGAAGAAGAGCGAGUCUAGCCAAAAUAUGGACUCUGUGAAGAAUCAAAUCACACAACACCUAAAAAAGACAUUGACUGUAUUUUCUCAACGCCUUCUUGAGGUGUUGUAUGCGUUGAUUGUUCGUAGAGUCCACAUUUUGGCGCGGAUCAUAAGUGCCGAAGAGAACAGUGAAUCUGAUACCUUGGCCUUGGAAUUGUGA